Messenger RNA from Echinostoma caproni, 315 nucleotides. NCBI's taxonomy places the organism in Eukaryota, Metazoa, Platyhelminthes, Trematoda, Plagiorchiida, Echinostomatidae. The record is from the annotation of a GenBank genome assembly.
GCUGAUCCAUUAGCACAGGCUAAAAAUGGCUACACCCCGCUCCAUAUUGCCGCAGAACGACGCCUGUUAGAGGUGGCCAAACUGGUGAUCGCAGCCGGAUGUGAUACGGAAUCGCGAAACGGAUUCACUGCUUUGCAUUUGGCCAGUCAAGAUGGCAGUCCGGAAAUGACCAAAUUGUUACUCGCUGCCGGUGCACGUGUGAAUGCCCGGGCCAAAAACGAUCCCAAGUGGAGGCUGUGCUCAUUAGGUCUGGACCGUGAGAAUAGCAAUCAUUGUGGAUUGGAUAAACUAUUCAAAUUUGAGGUCCCGUGUUAG